AUGGGUAAUUCACUUGGAACAUCGACAAACGGUCCGAUUAUCAGUGUUGAGGAUGCAAGAGCUCACAUUUCCGACGAGGAGUACAGGAGGCUCCAUGCAGCUUUUGCUGGUUUCAAGAAGCCAUUCAUCACUUUUGAUGAAUUCUGUUAUCACGUACUCGGUGGAGCUCCCAUUCCAGAGGACAAGCAGAAGGAACUAUUCAAGUUUUGUUCAAGGAAUGCUGACACCUUAUCUUUCGAGAACUUAUUAACAGCCCUCGUUGGUCUCUGUCGUAUAGAGCAUGUUCAAGAGCGUAAGUGGUUACAAGUUCCAAUAUAUGACAUGUCAAAUGAAUUCCGAAUCGCCCCUCUUUUUUCAAUCCUCCAUACUGUCACGG
Messenger RNA from Cooperia oncophora, 376 nucleotides. The record is from the annotation of a GenBank genome assembly. NCBI's taxonomy places the organism in Eukaryota, Metazoa, Nematoda, Chromadorea, Rhabditida, Trichostrongylidae.